Molecule: messenger RNA, 4388 nt
Organism: Gopherus evgoodei (Goodes thornscrub tortoise)
Lineage: Eukaryota; Metazoa; Chordata; Testudines; Testudinidae
Gene: PPP1R2
Product: protein phosphatase 1 regulatory inhibitor subunit 2
Exons: 6
Coding region: 16-729 (237 amino acids)
Biological process (GO): regulation of signal transduction
Molecular function (GO): protein phosphatase inhibitor activity
Source: RefSeq, a predicted model, not a curated record
GUGAGAGGCCCGGCCAUGGCGGCCCCGGUCCCCUCCACGUCGGGCGCGACGGGGCGCGGGCCCAUCAAAGGCAUCCUGAAGAAGCGGGGCUCAGGCGGCAGCGGCCUUCCGAGCAGUGCGCAGCCCCCGCCGCCGCCCCCGCGCCGCCCCGCGCCCGGGCCCUUCGAGGACGAGCAGGGUAAAAAGUCCCAAAAGUGGGAUGAAAUGAACAUCCUAGCUACGUACCAUCCAGCAGGCAAGGACUAUGGUUUAAUGAAAAUAGAUGAACCAAGCACUCCCUACCACAGUAUGGUCGGAGAGGACGAUGAAGAUGCAGUGAGUGAUUCAGAAUCGAAUGAACCCGUAACAGCAGAUGUGUUAGCUAAAAAGUUAGUGGCAGCUGAAGGUAAAGGACCCAAGAUUCUAGCUCAAGAAGAAGAGUGCAGGGAGGAGGAGGAGGAGGAAGAGGAUGAAGAGUUAACGCCUGAAGAACGAGAAAAAAAGAAACAGUUUGAAAUGAAGAGAAAAAUGCACUACAACGAAGGACGAAAUAUCAAAUUGGCUAGGCAGCUAAUUGCAAAAGAACUACAUGGUGAGGAGGAGGAUGAGGAGGAUGAUGAAGAUCAAGAGAUGCACGAUGCUGUAGAUGUAGAAAACAUGAGUACAGAAACCCCUGAACCUGCACAUGCUACUAGUGACCAGCUGGAUAAUAGAGCGCACAUCAUAGAAGAAAUCUGUCCAGAACUGUAACUGCCUGUCAAAGCUACAAACUUAUACAGUGCUUCAUGGUUUUGCGACUCUUAAGUAUUGAGAGGCAUAUCAGUUAUAGUGUUGUAUUGCCAAGAAUGUUAACUUUAGAGACUCUUAUAUUAGGCAGAAAAGCUGCCUAACUGGUUAUUCUUGUGCCUAGUAUUUCAUGGAGAGUACUUCUUCAUAACCCAUCAAACCAGAAAUUGGAGACAAAUUAACUUGCAUAGCAUAUUGUCACUCCGCAUACUUUAAAACAUACAAAAAAUCAGUAUCUUUUGGUUUUGUUGAUUAUUUAUUUGACACUGUUCUAGAUGUGGUUUCUCUUAUAGUAGAAAGGUUUUGGAAUUCAAGAGCCAAACAGUACAGUAAAUAACAGGUUGAUGUGUACUAUCAGGUGAAUUUAGCAGUUAAAAAAGGAUUAUUUUAGUAGUGUAACUUUUUUGUAGAAUUUUUCUGACCUGUUAAUCUAGAUAUCAGUAUGUCAUGACUCCUGUUUUUCAAUCUUUAAAAGAGAAGAGCUGCAUUAUUUUUGUGGUUUAAAAAGAAAUCUGUUUGGAAUCGGUUAUUAGUUUCUGAGUAAGACAAUACUAAUAACUGGUGAGAUAUUUGUACACUAAAGAUGUGCAGACAUUGAUUUUGCAUCUAAUUGUGAUGAUCUCUUCCCUUGGGGAUAGAUGGGUUUUGGAACUUUCCUUAUUUAUCUUUUCAGAUCUCAGAACUUCUCUCCAAUAUUUUCCACUUCAGGCUUCCCAUACGUCACGCUACUGAUUUCCUUAAGAUCUGCCUUAGUAUCUUUUGUAUCUUCUGACUUGCUGUGACAUGAACUCAUGCUGCUAGCAUCUGAGGAUAAGUAGUUGUCUGAGCAAAUCUACUUCAGUACUAUGGAGAUGGAAUGGCGUAGCUUUGUAUUGUGCCAGCCUUCCACUCCACCUAGGUAACUGCUGAUGACCUAAUUCCAUCUUGGGACUCAUCAUCUGUAUAUUGAAAACCACUGGUGUAGAAGUUUCCUGAUCCAAUGUAACUUGCAGCAGCUGCUUUUGUAAGAUGAAGGCUAUUGGGAAGAAUAGAAGGGAGGUUGUCAUAUCAUGUAUAAUUUACAUGCUGUUAACAGUGUGGUUCUAUAGCCCUGAUGGAGAGAGAGUACUGAACCUGCAGGUUACUGUAAACAAUAACAUCCCACUCAAAAGAUCUUGACUAUGGUGUGGAUGUACUAGUAUUCAGAGUAGUACUUGGUUUUAUUCUGCAAAUGAAGUACACUUAAAGCUGUGAGUUGGUCAUGGAAUAUUUUGUAUUCAAUUAUGUCUGUAUUUCUCUUAAAUUUGAACUAAAUUUGAUACGGUCCAAAAGUCCAUAAUUAUACGGACCUAUUUUAAAAUGACUUCCUGUCCGCUGUAUUUGUGAAGUCUGAAUAAAAGGAUGAAAAAGUUACUUUACAAUUAUUUUGAACUCACGUGUGAGCUUUUCUGAAACACUAGAAUGCCAUAUUUAUCACUGGAAAAAUACAAUCAUGUGGAAUGUUUCAGUAGACCAAAACUUCUGCCGAAAGGGUGCGGGUGAGCUAUACCAAAUUACUGUGUGGGUUCCUAAGUCUCUGGUUAAUGCUCUAUUUUGUAGAUAGCUGUGUUUCCAGCUCUUGUAAUAUUUAGUAUUUCUUAGCCCCAACUCCUGGAUUUGUGUGAUUAGUGAGAAACUCAAGUUUAUUUAUUGAUUUAAUAAAAAAAAAUUCUAGCCCUCAUGGCUGCGGAGUAAAAUUUUGAAAACGUGAAUCCUAAAGGCUCAGUCAUGAAAAGGCAAACAAAAACCUCAUAGUUUGAUGGAAUCUUGGUUUGAUUUCUUGGUAAAAUUGUUUUUUCCAUUGGAAGUAAGAAGAGAUUGAGUGAUGCAUCUGUUUUUGCUUGAUUAUAUGAAAAAUAAUUGCUUUAUUUGCUACUGUUUUUCCAGUCAGUCUUUUUUUUUUUUUUUCCUUCCCCAAGAUCAUGUUAUAAUUGCAAGAAUAUUGAUUGACUGAACUUGAUUCUGGUCACUUUUGGCUAAACCCUGAGAGAUGCUGGGGCUCCCAUGAGAGGUGAGGUGAUUAGUGGACGCUGACAUCCAUUGGCUUGAUUAACUUCAGGAGUUGAAGGGUACAUAGCUCUCAAGGAUUAGAAACGCUCCAGUUCUCUUAACAGAUGAGAAUUUUUAGCAUCCUUUUAUAUAAGAAAGCACUAACUGCUGGACACCUGUGUCCAUGAAGGAUGGUGUUCUCUUCCUUCCCCUCUCCUCUCCUCCCACUGCCUAAAUGAGAGCCAGGAUGUGUCUGUUCUUUGCUGUGCUUGUCUUCCUAAAUGUGGUAAUUUAUAUUGUUGAGUUGUUAGAUUUACAGGGCUGCUCUGUGGAUGGGUUGACGAUACUUAUGAACAAACUGUCCAGUUACAACAAAGGAGCUAAACAGCUGCUGAAUGGUGUUGUCCCACUCCAUAGCAGUGAAGCUACAGUUUCAAUGUUGCAUGUGCUGUUUGUCACUCAGUGUCAAACAUGGUAGUUUCUAUAGACUAGUUUGGGCCAAAAGGCCAGCAGUUUAAGCCACUUGUUCUCUUUUGUCACCCCCACCCCCUUUCCAUUCUUGCUUGUACAGAAUCGCAUUUACAGCCAAUGCCCCAAGGAGGUGCUGCUGUUAGCAUCCUCAGUACAACCUGGGAAGGAUUUUAUUUGUGUAUACACAUUGUUUAUUCUUCAGUAAACAAAGGUAGAUCCUAAAAAGGAUCUGUUUUCUAUGACAAGCCAUAAAACACCAGGUAUGGGUGGGCUGUACCAUCUUGGCAGAGGGGUUAUCUUGAAUUGUUAAUGUACCCCUAGCUUUCAUUAACUUUGAGCAACUUGUUGUUCUGGGUACAUAGGCCCUAUGAUGACUAAGGGCUCUUCAAAAACAAGCUAUGCAUGAUCUCCCUGAUACCUCAAUUAGAGAUAAAUUAAGUACACCUGAAAUACAAGUCUAUCUUUUUCUUAAGUGCGUUUUUAUUGGUAAAAAAAUAUAAUAUAGAGAAUCAUCUUUAACGCUUGCCAUCUCUAUAAAAAUAUGAUUGUAUGUAUAUUUUCUGUUUUAUUGCUGGUGGUUGGUUCAUUUCAUUUGGGCACAACUUGAUGUUUCUUAAAAGUUGUUUCAGUUUGGAACUGGGAUUGCUUGGCUUUAUCCACACCACUAUCUCAAGACAUUUUAAAGGCUAAAAUUAGGUAAAUUUGUUUCAAAUCUUGUGAUUAUUAAAAUGCAAUAUAUAUAGUUUGUUUUUUUUAAAAAAAACUGUUCAAGGUACCUGUCAUUUCUUGUAAAUCUGCCAUAUUGAAAAAUAGCCACCUUUUAAGGGGAGGGAAAAAGGAGAAGAAAAGGAAAAAAGUCUGCUUGGCUUGUCUAAUAGGAAGAAGAUAGUAAGAUUGCUUAUGGACUUGUAAUAUCAUGGUGGUUGUCAGGUGCUGAGUACUGCAAUGAGGUUUAUAAAAGCAGAGACAGAAUGUUAUGACUAUUUACUUAGAAACUGGAGAAUAGAGCUCCUAAGAACCUGUUUUGCAACACUUUGCAUGAUAAGUAUUUUCUACAUUUAUUUUUUAAGCCUUUUGUUUGUAAAAUGAAUAUAAGAUGUCAAUUCCUGGAGAGAUAAGUUUCUGUAAAUAAACUUUAUACUAGA